ACAUGGGACGGCAUUUUGGUCAUCUCACUACCGUGAGAAACAUCAUCUACUACAGCCUUUCCCCCUUCGAGCAAAAAGCCUUUGCUGGGGUCAUUUCUCAUGGCAUACCCAAUAUGUGGAGAAGGUUUUGUGGCCAAGUUUUUAGAGUAGUGCCUCCUUUCGUUGUGGCCUACUUGGUGUAUGACUGGGGCACCAAAGACCAUGCUCGUCGCCAGAGAAAAGGGGGCAUUGCACCGGAGCAUUAACUGCACACUAUUAAUGAAAAACGUUUUGCUGUGACUGAGAAACUGUUAGCAGAGUUGCUGUUUCUUUAUAAAUAUCAGACAGUAGCAGAGUCAUGCUCACAUUUGUCCCUUGAACCAAGCUGAUGUUUGAGUGAUUGGAAAUAAAGAUUUUAUCAGUAA
Messenger RNA from Pomacea canaliculata, 404 nucleotides. RefSeq names its product cytochrome b-c1 complex subunit 8-like. Lineage: Eukaryota; Metazoa; Mollusca; Gastropoda; Architaenioglossa; Ampullariidae. Bases 3 to 245 code for a protein of 80 amino acids. The record is from RefSeq and is a predicted model, not a curated record. Gene Ontology annotation, biological process: mitochondrial electron transport, ubiquinol to cytochrome c. The transcript is spliced from 2 exons.